Molecule: messenger RNA, 4478 nt
Organism: Peromyscus californicus insignis
Lineage: Eukaryota; Metazoa; Chordata; Mammalia; Rodentia; Cricetidae
Gene: Tbx18
Product: T-box transcription factor 18
Exons: 8
Coding region: 460-2301 (613 amino acids)
Biological process (GO): somitogenesis; positive regulation of DNA-templated transcription; regulation of transcription by RNA polymerase II
Cellular component (GO): nucleus
Molecular function (GO): DNA-binding transcription factor activity, RNA polymerase II-specific; RNA polymerase II cis-regulatory region sequence-specific DNA binding
Source: RefSeq, a predicted model, not a curated record
UCCUGCCUGGAAGUGCUGACAGAUCAAGGCAACAAAUUUCAAUUACAAUCCCUAAUUUGUGUCCGCAGAGUGUUUUUUUACCCGUGUUAGUCCUCUCUGGCGCAUCAGUCGAGGUAGAUCUUGGUGCAGCAGGAGGAGGUGGAGGGGUUGGGAGUAAAGAAGAGCAUCAGUGAGCUCUAGGCAGAGACCGAGGGAAGGAAACUUGGCUGCUGCGUUCCUGCUUCCUCGGAUCCCAACGCCCAGAGAGAAAGAGGAAACGGCAAAAUUGUGGUUUUUUUUUUUCUUUUCUUUUCUUUCUUUCUUUUUUUUUUUUUUCUUGCCGGCAGCUGGGAAGGGGGCAGGAUCUCGGGAGGCGUCGGGAGCAGCGGAGCGUUUGGUGGGGCCAGGAAAGGCGAGCGUGUGCGUGCGCCCCAGCCGCGGGUAUAUGAGAGAGGGGCGGGCGGGCGCGGGGCGGCGGGGAUGGCCGAGAAGCGGAGGGGCUCGCCGUGCAGCAUGCUAAGCCUCAAGGCGCACGCCUUCUCGGUGGAGGCGCUGAUCGGCGCCGAGAAGCAGCAACAGCUUCAAAAGAAGCGGAGAAAGCUGACCACGGAAGAGGCGGCCGGGGCGGGGGACGACGCUGGCUGCAGCCGUGGCGGAGGCGCGGGCGAGCAGGGCUGCUCCGAGGCCGACGAAGACGCGGCUCUUCCGCCGCCGCCAAACGGGGCGGCGUCCGGGCCGGCGCGGAGCUGCACGGACGUGGAGCGGAGCUGUGGCUCCCGCGGAGCGGCGGGCAGCUGUGAGGACGGCUUCCUGCAAGGCGCCUCCCCUCUGGCGUCCCCUCGAGGUUCCCCGAAGGGGUCUCCGGUACCCGGCCUAGCCCGGACGGGGACUCCGCUGCCCACGCCGCAGGCCCCGAGGGUGGAUCUGCAAGGAGCAGAGCUAUGGAAGCGCUUUCACGAAAUAGGCACGGAGAUGAUCAUCACCAAAGCCGGCAGGCGCAUGUUCCCAGCAAUGCGAGUGAAGAUCUCCGGAUUAGACCCCCACCAGCAAUACUACAUUGCCAUGGAUAUUGUCCCAGUGGAUAACAAGAGAUACAGGUAUGUUUACCACAGCUCUAAAUGGAUGGUGGCAGGUAAUGCCGAUUCUCCUGUGCCACCCAGGGUAUAUAUUCAUCCAGAUUCACCUGCCUCUGGGGAGACUUGGAUGCGACAAGUGAUCAGCUUCGACAAGCUGAAGCUUACCAACAAUGAACUGGAUGAUCAAGGCCAUAUUAUUCUUCAUUCUAUGCACAAAUACCAACCACGUGUGCACGUCAUCCGUAAAGAUUGUGGGGACGAUCUUUCCCCCAUCAAGCCUGUUCCUUCCGGGGAGGGUGUGAAGGCAUUCUCCUUCCCAGAAACAGUCUUCACCACCGUCACCGCCUAUCAGAAUCAGCAGAUUACUCGCCUUAAGAUAGACAGGAAUCCAUUUGCUAAAGGCUUCCGAGACUCCGGGAGGAACAGAAUGGGAUUGGAAGCCCUGGUGGAGUCAUAUGCAUUCUGGAGACCAUCACUACGAACUCUCACAUUUGAAGAUAUCCCUGGAAUUCCAAAGCAAGGAAACACAAGUUCUUCCACUCUCCUCCAAGGUACUGGGAAUGGUGUUCCUGCCACACACCCUCAUCUGUUGUCUGGCUCCUCGUGUUCCUCUCCUGCCUUCCAUCUGGGGCCGAACACCAGCCAGCUCUGCAGUCUGGCUCCAGCUGACUAUUCUGCCUGUGCCCGUUCAGGCCUCACCCUCAACCGCUACAGCACGUCCUUGGCAGAGACCUACAACAGGCUUACCAACCAGAGCAGCGAGACCUUUGCCCCACCCAGGACUCCCUCCUAUGUGGGUAUGGGCAGUAGCCCAUCUGUGAACAUGUCCAUGGGUGGCACCGAUGGGGAUACCUUCAGCUGCCCACAGACCAGCCUGUCCAUGCAGAUUUCAGGAAUGUCCCCUCAACUCCAGUACAUCAUGCCAUCACCAUCCAGCAACGCCUUUGCGACUAACCAGACCCAUCAGGGUUCCUACAACACUUUCCGGUUACACAGUCCCUGUGCCUUGUAUGGAUAUAACUUCUCCACAUCCCCCAAACUGGCUGCCAGUCCUGAGAAAAUUGUUUCUUCCCAAGGAAGUUUCUUGGGGUCCUCACCAAGUGGGACCAUGACUGAUCGGCAGAUGUUACCCCCUGUGGAAGGAGUGCACCUGAUUAGCAGUGGGGGCCAGCAGAGUUUCUUUGACUCCAGGACCCUAGGAAGCUUAACUCUGUCAUCUUCUCAAGUGUCUGCACAUAUGGUCUGAUGAAGCCUUUAAGUUAAACUUCGUUUGAAUCUAAUGGAUCUUCCUUAUUUUUGGAAAAGGCAAUAUGGAAAAAAAUGUACAUAUAGUAGAAAAUGAAGGCUCUGACGAGUUUUACUUUCUCCUGGCAAGACUGUAAUUAUCUAUGGCAUAUGCGUAUGUUGUAUAUUGGUAGCAUGUAGUAUCCUGAAGGCUUCUCACUGCCAUGUUUAUCCAGUGUCACAGAAUAUUGACUACAUGUACUGUGUUUAUCCAGAGUAGCCAGACUCUAAAAGCAAAACGGUACACUUGAAAGUUGGUAAUGAUACUAACCAAAGACUUUUCUAGUGCUCCGUGCAAAGUGAUGGGGUUCAUUACCGCGGUUUCACGCAUACCUAACCAAAGAUUUGUAACUUCAUUUAUCAGAAGAGUGCUCUGAGCAGUUUGUAUUUGAGUGUUGGUAGCAUUAUCAUUUCUAUUGUUCUUGGACAGGAUGUGAGACCCUCCAGUGCAAAAGCCAGUUAAUUCUUAGUGUAUUUCUGAGGUAUCUGUAACAAUAAAGGCUUAGCUUUUUCAUUCCUGCUUAUUCUUAUUUACUGCAGACCUUGGAUCUGAAAAUCCAUAGCUUGACUGGUGUUUAUUUUCUGAAGGAAGGUGGAGGAGACUCUUGUGACUUCACUUUCCAUUGGACGGAGAAUCUUACUAGCCUGCAAAAAAUACAUAUCUACUAUUUUUAAAUUGGUUCCCAUUUCAUUUAGUUUAUCAAAAAGGCCAUUAAAAAUGUCCUGCAAACAUUUCAAACUUCAAUUUUCACCAAGGAAGGGGUUGGAGUAUAUGGUAUGAGAAAUUGCAAAAAAGAAAAGAAAUCCACCUCAGAUUCUUUUGUUCCAAUGAGUAAUGUUUAUUUAUUUAUUUUUAAUUAGAGGAAUAAUGUCAUCCAGCCCCUAGGCUUUUGUGUGGCUUGUUUUUUAGAUUUAGGAUUAUUUCUCCAUCUUUGAGCUGCCUGACCCCUGGUCUAUGAGUAAGGAAAAGGCAUUUAUGCCACUUAUUUAUGUCUCAUAACUCUUACAAAUUGAACAGUUCCCCCUCCCUAGCCUUAUCUCCCUGUCUGACUCUUUUCCAAAACAGACAGGUCUUGCCUUUAUGGUGCUAAUGCUGCAAGGAAUUUCAGAGGGUUAUCUCCAGCAAUCUGUCUUGUGGUGUAGUCAAAGGCCAAAGUCCAUUACUAGAAAGGCCUCCUAGGAGGACCAAGGAGGAAGAUACUCAUUAUGAUAAGUGAGCUAUAAAACUUUUAACCUCAACAGCAUUUUAACUUUGGAACUGAAGAAAGGAAAACAGGACUGACUUCUAAAAGUGCCUAAAAUGAACACAUGACUUGAGUUCAAAAUAAGGAAUUUUGAUAGUAGAUCCUGAGACAGGCAGAAAAAGUGAGGCAUGCAGGAGGGUGCACAGCUCCUUCUGUUGAGAAACUCAAGGGAUGCGUCUGCCCAGCGGCUCCUUACAUUUGUGUAUAACAAAUGAAGAGAAUGCUUUCCUUGUGUUUAUCCAUAGACUUGCUCUAACAUGUCCCUAAUUUGGAUGGGGAAGGAGUCUAUAUCCCAGUUUACUUCUUUACUGAACAGGAUUAUUGUUAGAUAUUAAGGGGAAUGUUAUGUUUAGACAGAACACAUUCUGGCUUUGUCUCUGUUUAUAGAUACUGACAAAUUUCCCCAUGGAUUCUGUAAGAAGGUCAUCAAAUUAACAAAAAUUUUAAAAUCUAAGAUUAGCGUAAAGAGACGUGAAAUAUUUGCAAUAGGUAGCUGUAGCUAAGGUUUUAUGCAUGGUCUUAUUAACUUGACAGAGAUUUGGGAAAAAAUGUUGAGAAUGAGUCCUCCAGCCUUUGCGCUUAUUAUAAUUCAAGGAGAAUAGUCUUCCAUUUUGAGAAAACACCAAGUGGAGCAUUUUCCUUUUUGCUGUUGGUAAUUUGAGAUGACACCAUGAUGUGAGUAGACAUUUUUUUUAAAUUGUUUUGGUAAAAUUUAGCAAUAUUGUACAAAUGCUGUUUCAGGUUUUGCUGUAAAUAAUAAUCACUAUAUUACUCAAAGACUAACCUUUUAUUGUUGUACUAAAUGACCUCCAUGCAUUGAUAAUUAUAAUUAUCGAUCUGUAUUUUAUUAAGAAGUGCUUAAGAAAUUAUAUUAAAGUACAUUAUUAAAUCCUUU